Nomia melanderi (Alkali bee) is the source of this 2696-nucleotide messenger RNA. RefSeq names its product mediator complex subunit 28 (gene MED28). Gene Ontology annotation, cellular component: mediator complex. The record is from RefSeq and is a predicted model, not a curated record. Lineage: Eukaryota; Metazoa; Arthropoda; Insecta; Hymenoptera; Halictidae.
UCUUAUACUAAUUUGACUAACGUUGUAGAUUGAGCAUGCGAAAACUAUGCGUAUAACUAAUCGAGAAAUUAAUUAUGUAUUUGUUCAGUUUUAUUAAUGAAUAUAUUGUUCAAUAUAAUAUAUUAAACGUUGAGAAGUUAAACCAUUGUGCCUAAUGUAUGCAUUAGUGAUCGUGUGUGACGUUUCAUUUAAUUAUAAGGCUUUAAUGUCUUGUUUAAUGAACAAACGUGUAUACCAACUACAGACUAGUUUCAUUUCAAAUCUUUACCCUGUAUCUUCUAUGAAAUCAAGUUAAAUGUAAUCGUGAGUAAAAUUUUUUUCAUAUAAGUAUCGCUAGUAUAAUGGCGACACCCACGAAUGGUAAUGGUAACCUUAUAGAUGAAUUCGAAGAAGCAUUCCAGCAAUGUUUGAGUAUAUUAACAGAAAAGGACGAAGGAUUAGGAAACAAUGGGAUCGGAAUAUCUGGUGGUUUGACUGUGGAUAAGGAGGAAGCUCGAAGCGAAGUUGAACAAGUCACAUUAAGAUUCAUAGAUUUGGCAAGACAAAUGGAAGCGUUUUUUCUGCAAAAGAGAUUUUUAUUAUCUGCCUUGAAGCCAGAGCUGGUAGCGAAAGAAGAUCUUCAUGAUCUUAGAAUAGAAUUAGCACGUAAAGAUGAUCUUAUAAAAAGACAUUAUGAUAAGAUUGCUGUAUGGCAGAAUUUGUUAGCAGAUUUGCAAGGCUGGGCCAAAUCACCAGUCCAGGGCCCAGCACCUAAUGGUUUACCAAACGGUACACAAAGCGGGCAAAAUCAACAAACUACUAAUGGAGGAGGGAAUGCAACAAUGCAACAGCAGCAACAGAUAUUGCAACAUCAACAACAACUCCAACAGCAACAGCAAUUGCAACAUCAAAUGCAACACCAAAUGCAACACCAAAUGCAGCAACAACAGCUUCAUCAGCAACAGGUGCAGCAAGGCUCGGGUGCUCCUCCAACAUCUGGCCUUCAAGGAGUUGGAGUCUCGGUUGGACAACAGGGCAUGUUCAUGGCACAAGGAGGUGUAGGUGUAGCUGGCGCAAGAGCUGGAUUCCCUGUUGGAGGUGUAGGAAGUAGUGCUCUUCAGGGUCCGUUAGCUUUCCUGGAGAAGACAACGAGCAAUAUAGGAAUGCCAGAAAAGCGGAGUUGACGCGGACGGGGGAGGGGCCGGGGUCGGGGUCGAGGAAGAGGCAGAGGAAAAGGACGAAGCGCAGGAGGAAGUUUACCUCCGCCUCCACCGCUCCUCGACACUUCGGACCCGUCGUCGUAUGCUGCUGCUGCCGCAGUCGCAGCUGCUGCGGCAGCGCCCCUUCCCUCUCCACAGCAGCAGCCUCCACCGUCUUGUACAUGAACGAAUAUUUGCAGGAAAUCAUUUGUACUGUGAAAUACUGUUCCUACGCCUGAAACCAUUGUGACCGCAGACUUUCGUUUCGUUUGAAUUUAUGCUAGGAAGCACUAAUGAAGGUAUCUCUGCGUUGAAAACUUCUCUGCGUCUCCCAUUAUUCUCAAACUGUUCAUGGUGUCUAGCUCGAAGAUGUUUGUCGGUGGAUGAAAUCUUUCAUUUAUUUUGUUUAGCUAAGUUUUUAUUUAUUUCAAAUGACUUCUCGCCAACGGUUUUGCUUAUUUUACUCUUUAUUUAUGCUCAAGCGAUUAGCAACCUUUGGUAUUUUUUUAAUUAGUAAAGUUCAAAUGCAAUUUUACUUACAAUGGUUCUUUUAGAGGCUCAUCCCUUUCGACUUAGAGAUGCCGAUAUCAGUACUGUUCAGCAUUGGAAGCAUUAACGCGAGCUUCGUUAACUUAAUUUUAAGAUUUUGUUGCAAUCGUUUUGUGACGAACGUGCGCGAGGAAGCGUGACGAAAGAGAUAUGUACUAUUAAUUGUACCGGAGAAUUGAAAUUUUCAUUAGGAAGAUAUUAGUUACAUAGUAGCAAUUUUAUUGGAUUGUUUAAAUAUAAAUACGAAUGUAAAAUAUCGUUAUGAACAUUUUUCUUGUUUAUAAUUGCUGUAAUUAUUUAUUUAAAUAUACUUUGCAUUAGUUUCCGCAAUGCAGUAACUCGUAAGACUAUGUAAAAUACGAUGUGCCCGUGGUACGGAUUAACCGGUAAGAUUCUUUUUAAGAGAAUUAGCACUGUACAUAACAAAAUUGCGUGGUGAAAAGAAAAAAAAACAAAUAGUAACAUAAAUUUUCACAUGUACAUAGAAUUAGAGACACGAUUUUCCAUACAAUAAAUCUUGUAUUUUAUUAUAUUAAGUUCGAAUAAUUGUUAGUACUUUUACAAGUCGUAUGUAACGUUUACACAAUGUUGAUCAAACCUAUCGGAUGUAUUUCAGAUACGAGAAGAAUAAAAUAAAAAUUGCCCAAAUAACGACAUACCUCCCAUAAUCGUCUGUUAAAUAAUUAUCUUUUUUAUACAAACUUGGAACAUCUCCUGCGUCAUAUUGUACAAAAGUAUUCGUAUUACUAUUGUAUGCCUCUUUAUUAUUUAAUGUUCGUAUAAUGCGGUCGUCAAUGUUCGGUAACAUUGGUCUCGCGAUCAUCGUUCAUCGUAUUUAACUUACAUAAUAUAAACAAAAAUUACUGCUCAAAGAAGGUUAUGAAUUCAUUACAAGUUGUACUAAAUACUGUUAUACCAUAAAGUAAUAUAAUUCUGUACAAAAAAGUAAUUAUUACAAAUUUUGUAUCU